This is a messenger RNA of Meleagris gallopavo (turkey), 1441 nucleotides long. Lineage: Eukaryota; Metazoa; Chordata; Aves; Galliformes; Phasianidae. The record is from RefSeq and is a predicted model, not a curated record.
GACCCGGCUCCCCCGGGACUGACUUCUUUCCUCUCUUUGUGUUUCUCGAAACUCCUCCCCGCGGCGUCAGGUUUUCCUGAAGGAAGCUCUCGAGCAGAAGCUGGAGAAGGAUCGGGAAGAGGAGUUGAGGAAAGCUGCUGUAGUCAUCCGGGCCCACGUCUUGGGCUACAUGGCAAGGAAGAAGUACCGGAAGGUGCUAGCCAGUGUUGUUACAAUCCAAAAGAACUACCGAGCGUACUUCUGGAAGAAGAGCCUGCUGCGCCUGAAGGCCUCUGCCAUCGUCCUGCAGAAGCACUGGCGUGGCCACCUGGCUCGCAGCCUCUACCAACACCUGCGGCAGCAGGAGCUCCGGCGGCAGCAGGAAGCAGAGGAGAGGAGGAGGCGAGAGAAGGAAGAACAGAUCAGAAGAGAGGAAGAGGAAAGACAAUGGCAAGAAGAGGAGGCGCGUAGGAGGAAGCAGGAGGAGGAAGAGGUGAAGGAAAGAGAAAAGGAACAGCUGAAUUCUCUGCUCCAGGUGGCUCCGGUGGAAACAGUAAAGACCGAGGAAGUAGAUAUUCCACUGCAGGAGGAAGAGAGACGUCAGAUGGAGGAGAUCUUAAGGCUGGAGAAGGAGAUUGAGAAGUUGCAGCAACAGAAGGAGGAUCACAUGUCUAUCAUCUGUGAAAACACCAGGAAUGAAAUCAAUCGGCAGCGGGAGGAGGAGAUCCAGAGGCUGGAAAAGGAGGCAUCUAGGGUUGCCCAGGAGUUCUUAGAACUGCUAGAUUUUGGCAAUCUGGAUGAAAGUGUGCAGAACUUGGAGCGUUCCCUGUCUAGUGAGGGGACGCUCAACAUUGACUGCAGCCUUGUUGCACCGCUGGCUGAAGAAGAGGUGGAUGAGGGUUUUCAUGCUGAUGAUGAAGUACGGCCAACUUCCAAUUUGGUGGUUGUCACUCAGCAGGGCAUGAAGAACAGUGAUAACUGCCUGGAGGGAGAUGUGGGCGCAAGACUUUUGCAUCUCCAAAGGGAAAUGGGAGAGGCUGCCCCUGCUCCAGCACAACCCAUGGAAAGAACCAGUAGCCCCAGAGAGCGGAGUGUCCUCUCUGAUCCAGCAGAAAGCAGUUACAACACUGUCUCAGAUACGCUGAGAAGUAACAGUGGAGAGGUGGGAGAGCCAAUUUACAAUUCCCCUCAAGAUGUGGAAUCUGACUAUGACCAUGACGAGUUGGAUGGUUGUGGGGACGCAGGCAGUGCCUCAGCUGAGCCUCUGAAUGGUGAGGAAAGUCUGAGGCACUCCCAUGGCACCAGCCUGGACUCCAAUCGGGGCAGCCUGGACUCGGUAAGGAUCUCCUUCCAUUCAUUCUUCUGGACCUUAGCGUGUGACUUUGUUGAUAUUUAUAACAUCCUUGCUUGCUUACUGAUGCCUGCUUGCUGUAGAUAUACUUGCUAAUAUGUAACUCUCUUA